This is a messenger RNA of Clarias gariepinus (North African catfish), 2831 nucleotides long. RefSeq lists its product as uncharacterized. The coding region runs from base 170 to 1219 and encodes 349 amino acids. The transcript has 12 exons. Lineage: Eukaryota; Metazoa; Chordata; Actinopteri; Siluriformes; Clariidae. Gene Ontology annotation, molecular function: GTPase activity; molecular adaptor activity; GTP binding. Gene Ontology annotation, cellular component: septin complex; septin ring; microtubule cytoskeleton. Gene Ontology annotation, biological process: regulation of exocytosis; cytoskeleton-dependent cytokinesis; cell division. The record is from RefSeq and is a predicted model, not a curated record.
UUGCUCUCUACUUCAGGGGCAGAGACUGAACGGCAUUGUGGGGCGGAGGCGGGAUUGUAGCGGUUUCCGGAUCCCCUGGACAGUCCUGGGAAAAGUGUGAAUAUAAGUGAGAAGAAGAGAAGUCUGUCUUUUGUAUUUUGUCAAAAGUUUACACCGAGUUGCUGCAGGCAUGUCACAAUCUGGAGAAAAAGGAAAGUUCCCCGAAGCAGCCGGGUAUGUGGGUUUUGCUAACCUCCCUAACCAGGUACAUAGGAAGUCUGUGAAGAAAGGCUUUGAGUUUACACUGAUGGUAGUAGGAGAGUCUGGACUGGGUAAAUCCACCCUCAUCAACAGCCUGUUUCUCACCGACCUCUAUCCAGAACGCUACAUACCUGGAGCAGCAGAGAAGAUUGAGCGGACUGUGCAGAUUGAGGCCUCGACGGUGGAGAUUGAGGAGAGAGGGGUGAAGCUCCGCCUUACCGUUGUGGACACUCCUGGAUAUGGAGAUGCCAUCAACAGUCAAGACUGUUUUAAGACCAUCAUCCAGUACAUUGACAAUCAGUUUGAACGCUACCUGCAUGAUGAGAGUGGCCUAAAUCGCAGACACAUUGUGGACAACAGAGUUCACUGCUGCUUCUAUUUCAUUUCUCCAUUUGGACACGGACUGAAGCCACUUGAUGUUGAAUUCAUGAAAGCCAUCCACAGCAAAGUGAACAUUGUUCCUGUCAUAGCAAAAGCUGACACUCUGACACUCCGAGAGAGGGACCGCUUGAAGCGAAGGAUCCUGGAUGAGAUUAAUGAGCAUGGCAUUCGGAUCUACCAGCUCCCUGAUGCAGACUCUGAUGAAGACGAGGAGUUUAAAGAGCAGACCCGUGUCCUAAAGGCCAGCAUACCUUUUGCUGUGAUUGGCUCUAACCAGCUGAUUGAGGUGAAGGGGAAAAAGAUUCGAGGUCGUUUGUACCCUUGGGGUGUGGUGGAAGUGGAAAACCCUGAACACAAUGAUUUCCUCAAACUGCGCACCAUGCUGGUGACUCAUAUGCAGGACCUACAGGAAGUGACUCAGGAUCUACACUAUGAGAACUUCCGCUCAGAGAGACUGAAAAGAGUUGGCAGGUCAGUGGAUGAUGAGGUGCUAGACAAAGAUCAGAUCCUAAUGGAAAAGGAGGCUGAGCUAAGACGCAUGCAGCAGAUGAUUGCUCAAAUGCAGGCUCAAAUGAAAAUGAAACCUGGAGAUGACUAAAAAAAAUAAUGUAUUGUAUGUGUUUGUUAUAAGAGCAAUAGAAAGCCCGGGCCAUCUACUUCAUUACUGGCUUUAUAAUUUUAAACCCAGUAUCUCCCAUCAUUCUGGGCACUUCAAAACUUUUAUACGGUUUACUUUUCUUUUAUCAUAAGCUUUUUUCUGUAACAAAUAGAAUUAAUUUUGUGCAUCACUCCAUGUGCUCAACUUUAUUUACACAGACCUGAUGUGACCGAUCAUUAACUUUAUUAAUUACCCAUAUAUAGAACCUAAUUGAUAUGCCACCACAGAUGCAGUCUUACAUUGCAAAUAAUUUAUCAUGGAUGAUAAAUAAAUUAGUUUAUUUUUAAAACUGUAAAGUGCUUCAGGUUUAGCAGUUUGUCUCGUUCUCUCUCUCUUUCUGUCAUGUCCACUGUUAGGAAGAAGCAACUCUCACUGUACCAGUCUCUUCUCACAUUUUUCAUGCUUAUCUAUGCCCCACUUGUUGUUCAUGGACAGAGGGUAAUGGCAAUAGAGAAAAUGGUACUAGAAUUUCUCCUCACUCUCUGUUGGACACACACACUAACCAUACAGGAAUUUAUUCACAACAAGUGCCAUAUGAUGUCAGCAGUUUUUCUAAUUAUUAAUUUCUAAGUGCCUUAGAGUCUGUGCCUUGGUGAAUUAUCAGUUGUAGAGAGAAUACCAUGACCUAUUAGUGUUUCAGUGUUCGUGCUUCAUCAUUAUAUAUCCACUAGGGGGCAGCAGCCAACAGGAAAAACUAGAGCACUAUUUUAUUAACCAGGACAAUACUGUCUUCCACACCGCUGAUCCCACCCCCAAUUUGUCCUGGACUUAAAAGUUUAGUGCAGUUAUUUUAUCCAGUAUGGACAUUGCUUAUUUUUCUCCAAUUAUUAAUUAAAUUCAGAAACAAAUAGUAUAGUAAAAAAAAACUUUGUAUAGUCUAGUGUUCAUCUUUUAUGUGCCAAAUUUAAACAUAAAUUCUGUGCUUGAAUAAAUCCAUAAAUUAGCUCAUGCAUGCAUACAUGGAUAACAAGUGUGUAUAGAAAAAAGGGCAUGAUUAUUAACAGAUGUUAACCGUUAUUUCAGCUCACCUGCAUCACAGUUAAUUAUGAACUGAGGAAGUGAUAAAUUCUGAUUUUUAAUUAUGAAUUAUGAAUACAGCAUAUUGGAAUAUUAAUAUAAAUAUAUUAGUCUAAAUGAUUAAACAUAUUACCAUUUUGGUUUUAUAGAUGACCAAACACUUCAGUGAGUGGAAAAGUUGUGUAUUAAACUAAAGUGUUCAAUCUCCUUCGUAACUUAAGUCUCUCCUCCUAUCUUAAAUAUUUUCUGUUGUGUAUUCUGAGGUGUGGGUUGUUGUUUUUUUCCUAAAUAAAGGGUCCUUCCUUUUAUGUCACUGUACUCAUUAGUUUUUAUAUAAACAAUAUGUUGAUGUUUUGUGAAUGUUGUGACCCAGGCUUAAUUACUCAUUCGACUGUCAUCUCCUGUUUACAGAUUAAUAUUUGUUCAAAGAUCUUUUUGUCCACGGUACUGUUCACUACCUUGUAAAAUGAUGAUUUUCUUUUUUUGUCUCCCUUUGAGCAAUAAAUGUUCAGAGCAAUAAAAGUUUUCAAAUAUG